CCUUUCAAUCCUGCUCCGCUGCGACAUUCUGAGGUUGGGGAGCUUUCAUCUCAUUUGUAGUCAUGUCUGGUCGCGGGAAACAAGGAGGCAAAGCUCGCGCUAAGGCCAAGUCCCGCUCGUCCCGCGCCGGUCUCCAGUUCCCGGUGGGGCGUGUGCACCGGCUGCUGCGCAAGGGCAACUACGCCGAGCGGGUGGGAGCCGGCGCGCCCGUCUACAUGGCGGCGGUGCUGGAGUACCUGACCGCCGAGAUCCUGGAGCUGGCGGGCAACGCGGCCCGAGACAACAAGAAGACGCGCAUCAUCCCCCGUCACCUGCAGCUGGCCAUCCGCAACGACGAGGAGCUCAACAAGCUGCUGGGCAAGGUGACCAUCGCCCAGGGCGGCGUCUUGCCCAACAUCCAGGCUGUUCUGUUACCAAAGAAAACCGAAAGCCACAAGGCCAAAAGCAAAUGAAUGCUGGCAAAAGACUAAACCAAAGACCAAAGGCUCUUUUUAGAGCCACCCAA
Messenger RNA from Myotis daubentonii (Daubenton's bat), 505 nucleotides. It is a transcript of the gene H2AC20, whose product is annotated as H2A clustered histone 20. The record is from RefSeq and is a predicted model, not a curated record. Gene Ontology annotation, cellular component: nucleosome. Gene Ontology annotation, molecular function: protein heterodimerization activity; DNA binding; structural constituent of chromatin. NCBI's taxonomy places the organism in Eukaryota, Metazoa, Chordata, Mammalia, Chiroptera, Vespertilionidae.